Molecule: messenger RNA, 6848 nt
Organism: Oncorhynchus nerka (sockeye salmon)
Lineage: Eukaryota; Metazoa; Chordata; Actinopteri; Salmoniformes; Salmonidae
Gene: pgap1
Product: post-GPI attachment to proteins inositol deacylase 1
Exons: 26
Coding region: 94-2973 (959 amino acids)
Biological process (GO): endoplasmic reticulum to Golgi vesicle-mediated transport; GPI anchor metabolic process
Cellular component (GO): endoplasmic reticulum
Molecular function (GO): phosphatidylinositol deacylase activity
Source: RefSeq, a predicted model, not a curated record
GAAGAAGAUCAGGUUUAACAGAGAGAGGGUUUGCAAAAGGAAAAAUGGAAACAGUAUACCUGUAAAUAGACAAAAAUCCGAAAGACAGUAGACAUGAGAGUCGCCACUGUGGCCUUUUACGGGUGUGCACUGGGUCUUCUGGCGAUGGGCCUGCGAGAAAUGUUUUCGGGAUUUGAAGAGAAUAGGUGCACAAUGACCUAUAUGUUCGAGUACCCCGAGUACCGGCGUAUUGCCCUGCCCCGACGCGUGGCCCGCCAGUACCCAGCGUAUGGGCUUUACCUGUACGGAGAGGGCCAGUACGCUCAGGACACUCGCGGACUAAAACUAACCGGGGCCCCUGUUCUUUUCCUACCUGGAAACGCAGGCAGCUACAAACAAGCUCGCUCCCUGGGUUCGGUGGCUCUGAGGAAGGCUGAGGCCCUGGAAGGAGGGGUCCACCUCAACGUGUUCACCAUCGACUUCAACGAGGAGCUUGUGGCCCUGUAUGGAGGCAGCCUGCGCCGGCAGACCCACUUCCUACACGAGAGCAUCAAGGCCAUCCUGCGCCUCUACAAGGAUCAUGAAGCCCCCCCUCAUAGUGUGGUGUUGGUGGGUCACUCCAUGGGGGGAGUGGUGGCCCGAGCCCUCUUCACCCUGCCCCGCUUCAGCCCUCGCCUUGUCAGCCUCAUCAUCACCCAGGCCUCCCCUCACCAGGCCCCCGUGCUGUCCCUCGACGCACACCUACUGGAGUUCUACUCUGCUGUGAGACAGCGCUGGGUGGGUCGAGCGGAAGACCUGCGCAACGUGACAGUUCUCUCCGUGGGGGGUGGUUACCGUGACUACCAGGUGCGCUCCGGCCUCACGGCCCUGCCCUGCCCCCAGGACGACCCAAGCAAGCUGUCUCUGGUGGUUACUGCUGUUCCUAGGACCUGGGUGUCCACGGACCACCUGUCCAUUGUUUGGUGCAAAGAGCUGGUUCUGGCCACUGUGCGGGCAUUCUUUGACCUCAUUGAACCUGAAACGGGACAGUUUUCAGACAAUCCAGAGAGGAGAAUGGCCAUUCUGAACCAUCAUUUUAUCAGACACCCUGUACGUGUGCUGGGUGAGCAGCUAGAGACGCCCGUUUCCCUCUCAGGGUCUCCUAAAACGUGGAGCGAGGUGAACACACUCCGUCUGGCGUACAGUGCUCCCAAAGAAGGACAAGCCAAGUAUUUCCUGUUUGCCCUCUCCAGUCGCAGGAGAGCCUACAGCCACUUCUACUGUCGCAGCAACAACCUGUCUCUCCAACAGGAAAUGAUUAGCUGGGUUUACGGUUGUACACAGAUGAACGGAUCCAUGUGUGUGCAGGCAGUGGAUCUGUCUUUUGGAACAGAACUCCUCCCAGCUUACAAGGUUCUGACUCUGAGCCUCAGUGAGCUGUCCUCUGUCUCUCACCUCAUUGUGGUUGCCUCCAACCUCAACGGUAGACAGUUCACAGUGGAGUGUGAGUGGCAGAGACAGGAGUCUCAGACCGUCUCUGUUCCAGUACCACACGUUCUCUCCUUCGGCAUGAGUGUUAGUGACGUCACUCUCAACUCCACCGGACUUCGGCACACCAUUGAGCUGCAGCACUUUCAUCAGGUCUAUCAAGCUUUCAGAAUUUCAGUCGUAAGCCACUGCAAAGUAACCAAAGCAGACAGACUGCCCAAUGUCUACAUAAUGAAGGUGCCAUGGUUUAGGGAGGACUCCGUUACCACGUCCAGUAUUCCCUCUGUAACAGAGAUAUCGGGAAUGCUCCACACUAGUCGUCCUGACAACUCCACUGGUGUCCUGUUGCAGCUCCACACUGCCCCCAACUGCCACUAUAAGGUAUCUGUGAGAACAUCAUUUCCCAGGGUGAUUGGACAGGUGCUGAGGUUCUGUGGGCCCGUGUUGCCGGUGUACGUGGCUGUAGCGCUCCUACUGGCCUGUGGGGGGCAGAUGUCCUCUGUCGUGAGGAUGGGGCGCCCCCUACAGAUGAGCCAUGCCGUGGCCAGAUCCCUGCAGCCCCACAAGGUGGACCUUCCCGUCUACCUGCUGCAUCUGCUGCUCAGGUAUAGCUGGUUCCAGGAUGGUUGGUCCACUCUUCAUCUCCCGCCGUUAGAUGCUCUCCCCGCCACUUCCCCAGAUGGUAUGACACAGGAGGGCUUGCCCCUAAACGAAGACUGGCCACGCCUCCUGUCCCCCCUGCUGUAUGUUUUGGGAGCAGCCAUGGCCUUCUGGGGCAGCGUGCUGCUCCGCCUCUUUCUAAGGCUACUUUCGUUGCUAUUGGCCCCGCUUCACAGGCCCUCUGUGUCUCGGGACUGCGGCACCCUGCGUAGGCGGACUCAGCUGCUCCUCAUCCUGUGUCUGAGCAUGUUAGGAUGGGCUUCCUGUGGAGCCCUGUCAAUCACAGCCACCUUCCUGCUGCAUCUCUACCGAGUUCUAAGGCUACAGAUGACAGAGAGGUCUCUGCGUCAUAUGCUGAACCUGGCGCCCGAGAAACAAACCGACAAAGAGAAAGGCACUGGGGAAAAAGAGAAAGGCACUGGGGAAAAAGAGAAAGGCACCGGGAACAGUGAGGCCCUGGACAGCAAACCUAAAGAAUGUAACGGCGCCCCCCUGCUAUCGGACUCGGUACUGCAGGAUGUGAGCGAUGACCUGCAGCUGCACGUCAGCCUGUCUGCUCUCCUCACUCUACCAGUCAUGCUCUGUGCCCCAUCACUGAUCCACUGGACCCGCAACCUCAGAUAUUCUGUUGCUCGUUUGGAUCCUGACCCUUGCUGGCCCCACUCCGUGCCUCUCUUCAUCGCCUCUCUGCUGCUCAUCAACUGUAACACACUCACUCUCAGCUACAGUAAAACCCUGCCUAUCACAUCCCGCCUGCUGUUGCCUCUCUCCGUUGCCAUGGUGUCUUUCUCCCCACUCCAUCUAUACCGUGUAAACUACUUUGUGUCUGCAGCCCUGGUUCCGUUGGCUGUUUCCUGUCUCUUCUGAGUUCUGCUGGUACCUGCGCUGGGCUUAUCACUCAGCAGACUCACAGAUCCGGGUCAGGUCCCCAAACUGGUCAAAGCUAGUCUGGCCUGGGAUUUCAGGCCCUGAAGGGGACGAGGAUGGCAACCCUACAGCAGAGCCAUAGACAUACAUAGUUUGCGAAACUGUCCGCCAUGUUGUCUCCAAGUGUUCCAAGCUUUUGGUGCCAACAUGGCUACCAUUGGAAUUCCCAGUCUUAACCAAGUUUGCCUUACUCUGUAUAUAUAUGGCUCUGUCUUCAAGGAGCAUGACGCGAUUACUCCUUCAUAACAAAUGUCACACCUGAUACUUGUGGUUCUCAACAGGAUAUUGCUCUCAUCGUUUUUCAUACAACUGUAAUUGAACCUAUUUUAGUACAGUGUAAUUGUGGUAAUAAUGAGUAUGAGGGGAUUUGUCUCGUGUUUAUUGGAUUCUGUUUUUUGGCCCUAAACUUCUUGGCCUGUCUUAUUGGUAACUUUGAAUACACUCAUGAAGCUAGCUACCUUUACUCUGUCAUUAGUAAGAUGUCAUAAGCAGUCGUGUUGCAAUUAGGGUUGCAAAACUACCUGUAAUUUACCAUUUAUACAAUUUAAAAAAUAUAUUUUACAUGCUAUGAAAACCUUAAACUUUUCAAAAGUCUGGUAGUUUACUGGUCAAUUUUGAAAGUUACCAGUAACAUUCCCUCCCUUUGCAACCUUAGUUACAAUGAUGUCAUGCAGCUAGCUGUACUGUAUGCAAGAUGACCGUGGCUAACUCGCUUGCUUGGCUAGCUAUUGUAACUGCACCGGACAUGUUCCGUCAUGCUUUUGACAGUGUAAAGAUUUGAAAGGUUUUUCUUAAACUCUUAUCACACCCUCAAACCUUCUUCAACUGCUAUCUUACGUUGCUAUCGUCCUGUUCAAAGCACAGAUGAUGCGUUUUUGAAAGUGGAGCUCCUAACUACAUAACCUGUUCUUAGCCAAGUAUGGUCGUUUUAUUAUGCAGUAAUGUGGCCAUAGCUAUGAAUGUUAUUGGUUAAUCUCGAUCUAAAGUGACCGGGUCCUUACUACCUAGGCUAUCAUGAGGAAUGGAUGACCCUGAACACAAUAGCUUAAUUUAGUUGUGCAAUGUUGUAGGAAGGUUGUAUGGAGCUAUUCCAGAUCAUUGGGGGUAUAACUUGACAUUGUAUCUAUGUCGUAACAUAACUACUCAAGCAGUUUUUCCUGUGCAUCUCUAUGGACGGAGUCCAGGUUGAUGUUAUCCAUACUAGAGUAUAUUAGAUCUGAUAUUACCUUGCAAACAGGCCUAUCAUGUGACUCUGCUAUUCUGUUAAAAGCUACUGUCUAUUUCUGAUUUAACAAAAUGUCCUCUGCUUGAAGAGCUAGCUUUAAAGGGAUCUUUGGCUUUUUUUUUUUUAUUGAUGUCGUUAAGAGGCCAUGGCCCCUAUUAUUUACUAGAAGAGUCGUUACUUACUUGGAAAACAUCAGCACUUGGUAUUUCCAUUUGCCUUAAUCAGUUACCUCACAUUUUUCCAAACUGGACUUUCUAAAGACACAUAGCUCCUGCAUUGAAAUACAGUUGACAAACUGACAUCGGCUUGGUCUCCACAAGGCAGACACAUGUAUAAAUGUGUAUUACACUCAUUGUCGUAAUGAAAGCACAGGGUUGUAGAUCUUCAAGAUCAGAUGAAGGAGCUCUAUUGCCACCGAUACAUGGAGGCACCAGAGAUGGUGCCUUUAGACUGUUUCACCCUCUACUGUUUGCUAAUUCAAGGUGGGUGUGUUUGCGUAAAACCCUAUCAGCCAUAGCUCCACUCCAAUGUACAACACAGUGGAUUGUGUUAGUGGUGUUUUUUGACAAUUGUUUUGUAAGAAUUAACCAAUAGUGUCUGUGUGUUUGUACGUGUACUUUUGAUGCUCACCAGCACCCCUUGACCCCAACUCUGUUGGCAUCCCUUGGACAAAGCAGCUAGUGCCUUUCUGCCGAUUUGCCCCUCCCCCUCCACGCAUUCACUCUCCUAUCUGCCUGUCAAUCAAGACACUUCCCUAGUAUAGGGCAUAAGAUUGUGACAUAGACCAGCAUCUCUGAGUGACUAAUCUGGUCAUCUGAGUGCAACAGUAGUGAGCAUAACUCUUGCUUGUAGCUGUCUUAACACUUUUAUUUGCAAGACCGAACAGAUUUCAAAUACAGAAUGGUUACAUGGAAUGGAACAGGUUAUGUUGGUGUAUGUUAAAUGACUUGACAAAGCCACAACGGUGUUAUGUCAAGGUAAAGGCAGCUUGGUUCUCGUACAGUGUUACGACUUUUCAAGCUCAACAAGACAGGCUAGGAAUUGAACACCUUUGUCCAUCCUAGCUAGCUUCAAUUUAAAGAGACCAAACUCACUCCAGUACGAACACACACGCAUAUACUACACACUCUCCCCGACGACACCCCCCUUCCCCGUGUCACCUGCACUGUGAAUGUACCUGUUUGUGUGUGCAUAAGUAUGUAAGACCUUUAGUGCGGGUGCUUUGUGUGUACUAAACUAUAGUAUGUCAAUGUGGUGCAGUUUUUAGUGCUUUGAAACGUACAUACUCUGCCUCACUCCAAAUGUGAAUUGUGACCAGAUUUAUAUAGAUGAAACUUUGUGGUAAAACUAGUAGAAAUGGGCAUAUGUUUUCUAUGAAUAUGAUAGAUAUUUUUUUUCUUCUUUUUUUUAUUGGUGUUCACUGUGACCGGUGCCCGUGAUUUCUGAAGUGAGAUUGACACCUCGGCAACUACUCAUGUUCUAACGUAACCAACCAGAGUGAAGCUGUCGCCACAAGCAUAUCUCAAUUUAAAUGUUUGUUUAAGCUUUUUAUGCUCUUUGAGAUUAUUUUUUAUGUAAUGAAAAGCACUACACAAGUUAAAUAAAUAAUAAUCAUUGUAUGGAAUACUGUUCCUUGAACCUUGAAAUGCCUGUUUGCCUGUUAUGAUUGUAAUGUUAGCAGUCAUAAUUUUUAAAAAUUAGAAUCUGUUUAUUGCAACUGUAAGUGGUCAUAACAGUUGUUUGUUAUUAAAAGCAGACAUAAUUCACGUUAUGAUUGCCUGAAAAUGUAUAUGAUCACGGUAAGAGUAACGGUGUGGAAUGACGAAUGAUUAUACCAAGGAUAUAGCUGAUGAUUUUAAGGAAAGUGUCUCCAAAUUGUACAUAUUGUGUGUCCAAUGAAGUGAAUUGCUGUUGCUUCGUGCUGUUGUAGCUUUACUGUUGCAACUAGGAUGCUAGACAGACUUCAACUCCACAGCGACCCCCCCACACACACACUACUACUUUGAUUCACACCCAAGGACAAAAUACUUGCAUGUAAAUGUCCCAACAUACAUAUUCAACUAGAGUGGUAGGUUUAGUUCGGCAGCUGCAAAGUCCAGAUGAAUGCUAAAAGUUUGUUUGGGUCUCCACUUGCUCUUUGAUGUUCUGUUGACUAUAGGGAAGUGAAUAUCCAGUUAAGUGUUACCAAACUGUCGUUACACGCUGAUAGUCAUGUUACUGAUGCGGUCUCUUGCUGUUUCUGUCCCAGGUGACUUUCAACCUAUAACCUCCUAUCUCGAACUGGUCCUCGUUGUGUGAAGAUGGUCUCUUGCUGACCUUUGCUGAACAAGAAAUGUUCCAAAAAUUAAAUUGGACCCAAAAAGACCUUGCCUGAGUGAAUGUUUGGAGUCUGUUUCUACAGUUCGGUUAUAGGUCAAGUGACAAGGACGGGCAUACUCAAUUCUCAGGUUUUAGCAUUGUCGCAACAAAAAAGAUUGCUUUGGUGUUUUUUUUAUAUUGUAAACAUUUUUUAUCUAAUGUUAUUAUAACAUAUUUGUGCAAUUUGUUAGCAUUAUUUCUGUUUAAAUAAAGUUGUGAGAAGAAAUGGCAA